AUGAGGGAAGAUGACACUAUAGACUCAUUCACCGCAAAGAUAAACAGUGUAGUUACCCGGGCAAGCGAAUUAGGGAAAACACUGAGUCAACCGACUCAGGUAGGCAAACUCCUAAAUGCAGUGCCAGAUAAGUUUACUCAGAUUGUUGCCUCGAUGGAACAGUACUCAGAUCUAGAAACAAUGACGCUAGAAGAAGCGGUCGGAAGGUUAAAAACAUUCGAAGAAAGACUUAAGCAAAAGAAAGGAAGCCCGGGAGAAAGUCAAGACAAGUUGAUGUUUACACAUCACGACAACAACUCAGGCAGAAAAAGACAGUUUGGAAACCGCGGGCGUGGCAAGUUCAACCAACCGCGUGGAAACUGGCGAGACAAUAAAUACAAGCAAGACACUAAGUAUGAAGGAUCUUCGUACAGACCUAGAGGUGGAAAGUCUAAGAAUUGGAGGAAUUUUGGAAGAAACCAAACAGACAUAAGUAAGAUCCAGUGCUACAAGUGUCAGAAGUAUGGACACUUCAAGAAAGACUGUCCUGAGAAAGAUGUUGUACAAGAACAUUCAAAUCUCGUUGAGGAAGACGAAGCACCCGUAUUGCUAAUGUCAAUAUAA
Molecule: messenger RNA, 603 nt
Organism: Helianthus annuus (common sunflower)
Lineage: Eukaryota; Viridiplantae; Streptophyta; Magnoliopsida; Asterales; Asteraceae
Exons: 1
Coding region: 1-603 (200 amino acids)
Molecular function (GO): nucleic acid binding; zinc ion binding
Source: RefSeq, a predicted model, not a curated record